AUGUCUUCUCCCUCCAUGCCUCCCCCUCCUUCACCACUUGCUCAUCGACGGACUCGAGUCCAUACAAAAGUCCACUAUCCCCCGUCUCCACCCUACUCACCGGAAACAUCACCAUGUGCUAUUCGUAAGAUGUCCUUGUCGAAGGGCGCAACAUUCCAUGUCCCGUCCUCACCACCAACCGAGGACUCUCCCGUCCUGAGCAUUCGUCACCUGGCUCGACGAUCGCCUACCUAUUCGCAGGCCUCGCUCAUCAGUCUGUUGUUUGAAAAAGAGGAAGGCGCUGCUCGCUCCAUACAAGACUUUGAGCAUACCUUCUCUGGUGCUCGAGGCAAACGACGGGCGCACCGCAGGGGCGUCAACGAAGCCAGUGGCCGCCGUGGUGUGUACAAUCCCACUCAUCUGCCUUCUGACGAGGGUCUCGGAUCAUCCGCCAGCACACCAACGGACAAAGACUUGACCAGAGUGUUCGAGAGGGCACUUGACCUGGACAGCGGACUCGGAUCGUCCAUUAAGACCGAGAGUGCCAAAGAAACACAUGUACGAGCUGGAGGUGAGACUUCUGAAGAAGACGGUCUUUUUGUGGGAGACUUGAUUCAAGGUUGGAUUGCUCGUUGUGUCUUGAUGUACUUUGACACUGUUGACACUCAGUUUGCAGGUGUUGUGAACAGGGAGCCCCAGAUCAGGCAACGCAGCCUUGCAUCCGAAGCUCAGUCUGCUAUUGUUCGAUCUAUCUCACCCAUGACCUCCAGCACACCUGGACACUCACACUUGAGCACUUUUGCCCGCAAGCAGUUUGCGGACAAUAUCUUGCAACCUAUUCUUCGCGAAGAUCGUUUCAAGUUCUUCCAUCCUCUCGUGUCCACUCUUGGUUCCAGAACCAACAAGACCAUCAAAUGUCUCCGUGAUCUGGAACAAAGUCUCAUCUUCGAGCCCCUUGUAAGCACCCUUCUUGAGCUCAACAGCAUGUCAAAUACUGACGCUCCCUCUUCAACCCCAAAGAGACUCGCCAUCUCUCACACAUUAUACCGAUCUUUUGGCGAAUUCUCUAUUCAACUCGUUCUUGACACAUUCCAUCAUCUCUCUGAACCAGAACAGAGGCGUGCUUCUGAUCGGCCCUACGACAACGGUUACUUCCUUGAUCUUGUUCAGCAAGUUGGAAGACUGGCAGCUCAGGUAGGCGCCGCUAGACGAGCUCGCUCCGGUGAAGAGGCCGCAGCAGCUGACGCCGACGAGAUGGAUUACUCACCGUAUGUACCCACUGUCGACCCUUCCACUGCCCUCCUCUCACAUCAGUCCAGGGACGAUGAGGUGACCCUCGAAGGGGGUCUAAGCCAAACCGGUCGCCCGGCCGAGCUCGUCAGGUGGAAAAAUGGAGAAGGAGUAUCUCUCCGUACCAACGAACGCUACGAAGCGCAGCCCCUCAUCAAACGCCAACGAAGCAAUGAUUCACUUGAUGAUGAUGCUGAGCGAUCAAUGGCGCGACGCAAGAAAAAUGCAGAGCCCAAAAUAACAGAGCUGAGAUGUUCUGACAGGACCUGCGAUAAGAUCUUCAACCGAAAAUGCGAUCUUGCUAAACACGAAAAGACCCACUCUCGGCCAUUCAAAUGUCCCGAAAAAACUUGCAAAUACCACGAUCAAGGCCUUCCCACUGAAAAAGAGCGGGAUCGGCAUGUCAACGACAAACACUCUACCAAUCCUCGUUACUUUCACUGCAAGUAUUGUCCCUUCAAGACCAAGCGAGAUAGCAAUUGCAAACAGCACAUGGAGAAAAAGCACGGCUGGACAUAUGAACGGGUAAAAGGCGGUGCUAAAUCGGCGAGAACGCCUCAGCAAACACCGCAGACACCAAGCAUGUCAACGCCAAGUAUCUCUGAUGAUUGGGGAAAUACAUCUGUUUAUGGAAGUGAUGGUGGCAGCAAUUUCACGCCGUACACAACGUCACUGGAUGACUUUGGGGACACGAUGCAGCCUCCCACAAACCCUUACCAGGUGUCUCUGUUCCCAUCCAAUCCUACGCCUCCCAGCAGAACCUAUGGUUACGGCUCCCCAGAGCUUAACUUCAACUCUUCACCAUACGGUCCUGGCUGUUCAGCACCUCUCCCUGGAAACGUGAACUUCACUUCUCCAUAUGCUUACAAUCAGGGAUACCUCGACACCCCUUUGACACCAGCACACACAGCUGGACCUGCCUUCAAUGUGACUUCUUCCAACCCAUUACACAUCGACAUCGAUUAUCAGGGGGAUUUCUCUGCAAGGUUGCCAACCUCUGGCUCCCAUUCUCUUCAGCCUCAGUCAAGAAAUCCUUCUAUUUCGGGAAUAUCCCCCAUGAUCGCAGAAGAUGAUCUCUUCCAACCGCCUCUGCAACCAAGCCAUCCGGCUGAUCACACCAUGUCCAACACCUACACGGGUAUGACAGAUCUUCCGAACGAUGAUUUUGCGUUGUUUGGUGCAUCGGGUGAUCUUAGUAUGGUCCCAUCGACUGCAGACGUCUCUUAUGAGCAUAUGGAAAUGUUCAGCAACAUGGAACCAGAAUAUAACGACUCCCAGCUCGGACGCUACCUGAAUCUCUAA
Messenger RNA from Endocarpon pusillum Z07020, 2571 nucleotides. RefSeq lists its product as uncharacterized. The transcript has a single exon. The record is from RefSeq and is a predicted model, not a curated record. The coding region runs from base 1 to 2571 and encodes 856 amino acids. Lineage: Eukaryota; Fungi; Ascomycota; Eurotiomycetes; Verrucariales; Verrucariaceae.